AUGUCGCUCGUUUCGUUGAAACCCGCGUUGCGGCUGGUUACCCGACCGGACACCAUCACUCAACCUCUCUCUGCUAACCAGCGCCUGUCGACCGGCGCUUCAACUGUUACAUGUCAAGCUAGUACCGAAUUCGCGAAUGCCGCGACACUUCGCGAACCCGUGCGAACACAAGCCGCGGAUUCCAUCUCGAGUACCCGCAACGUUACGUCUAACCCGAACGAUGACGUCAGCGUGACGAGACGCGCCGUGCUCGCGUCACUCGCAUUGCUGCCCGCGCUGGAUUCGUUCUUCGGCUCCGGAAACGGCGGCGCUGACGUGGCAUUGGCGCGGGAAAGGCGGACGAGGAUCGACAUUCCAGAGGAGAUGUACCAAGAGGGCGAGGGCGGGUUGCGCUUCUACGACGUGGCGGCGGGCAAGGGCAGGCUGGCGGAGCAAGGCGACCCUGUCGUGGUGCACUUUGACGUGACGUAUCGCAGCCUCACGGUGGUGUCCAGCCGCCAGUCCAAGCUGCUGGGCGGCAACCGCGUCAUCUCCCAGCCGUACGAGUUCUCACUAGGCGCCAAGCCAGGGGCGGAGAGGAAGCGCGAGUAUGCGGAGUCGGCCAACGGGCUCUUCUCCGCGCAGGCCGCCCCCAAACCGCCCCGCGCGCUCUACAGCGUUGUGCAGGGCAUGCGCGAGGGGGGCAAGCGCACAGUGAUUGUGCCUCCGGAGGAAGGUUACGGCGACAAAGGCUUCGCUGAAAUCCCUCCGGGUGCCACCAUCCAGCUCACAGUGGAGCUGCUCGAGGUCAAGGCCCCUCCCUCAUAG
Molecule: messenger RNA, 807 nt
Organism: Closterium sp. Naga37s-1
Lineage: Eukaryota; Viridiplantae; Streptophyta; Zygnematophyceae; Desmidiales; Closteriaceae
Source: the annotation of a GenBank genome assembly